CAAUUUCCAUCAGAUGGACGAUGACUGACCCCACAGGGCCUGUAGCCAGAGCAAUCUGUUAUAGCUGAAAGACUGCAAAUGCUCCCUCUAUCCCCCUCCAGAGCCACUUAGUGGAUCGAUAUUUACUGACCAUGCUAAUAGUCUGUUUUUAAUUUGUUUUUAUUUUAGCAUGUUUUUAACUUGUUCUUUUAUCUGACUUUUAUGGGAACUGCGAUUCCCCUUUUCAGGCACCUGUGUCCAUUUCUAUAUAUUCUGGUCAUAGACCGUAAUAAAUUGCUGAAUGCCAUAUAUGACCUGUGUCCAGAAUAAAGUUUUUCCAUCCUAAUCUUCUUCUUCUCCAUCGUGUUUUUUAAAAAGGUCCAUCUGCAAACACGACAACUUCUACAGCAGGUAAGGACGCAGUUAUUUAAAUAGUUCACAGUUUUCCCCAUCAAGGAUUUAGAAGACAGAAUAUUAGUUUUGCAUUUCAUUUGGUUCUGUGUCCAAAUAAAUACGAUAAUGUGUUAUCCUCAAAACAUUAGAACAUAAUUGAAUGCCAUAUAUGACCUGUGUCCAGAAUAAAGUUUUUCAAUCCUAAUCUUCUUCUUCUCCAUCGCGUUUUUUAAAAGGUCCAUCUGCAAACACGACAACUUCUACAGCAGGUCCAUCUGCAAACACGACAACUUCUACAGCAGGUAAGGACGCAGUUAUUUACAUAGUUCACAGUUUUCCCCAUCAAGGAUUUAAAAGGCAGAAUAUUAGUUUUGCAUUUCAUUUAGUUCUCUGUCCAAAUAAAUAGGAAUAUCUGUUAUCCUCGAAACUUUAGAACAUAAUUGAAUGCCAUAUAUGACCUGUGUCCAGAAUAAAGUUUUUCCAUCUUAAUUUUCUUCUCCAUCCCAUUUUUAAAAGGUCCACCUAUAAUUACAACAACUUCAACAGCAGAUAAGGACUCAGUUAUUUAAAUAGUUCACAGUUUUCCCCACCAAGGAUUUAGAAGACAGAAUAUUAGUUUUGCAUUUCUUUUAGUUCUGUGUCCAAAUAAAUAGGAAAAUGUGUUAUCCCCAAAACAUUAGAACAUAAUUGAAUGCCAUAUAUGACCUGUGUCCAGAAUAAAGUUUUUCCAUCCUAAUCUUCUUCUCCAUCGCGUUUUUUAAAAGGUCCAUCUGCAAACACGACAACUUCUACAGCAGGUCCACCUAUAAUUAUGACAACUUCUACAGCAGGUCCAUCUGCAAACACGACAGCUUCUACAGCAGGUCCAUCUGCAAACACGACAACUUCUACAGCAGGUCCACCUGUAAUCACGACAACUUCUACAGCAGGUCCACCUAUAAUUAUGACAACUUCUACAGCAGGUCCAUCUGCAAACACGACAACUUCUACAGCAGGUCCACCUGCAAACACGACAACUUCUACAGCAGGUCCACCUGUAAUCACGACAACUUCUACAGCAGGUCCAUCUGCAAACACGACAACUUCUACAGCAGGUCCAUCUUCAAGUACGACAAUUUCAACAACAAGUCCAUCUACAAACACGACAACUUCUACAGCAGGUCCAUCUAUGAACAUGACAACUUCUACAGCAGGUCCAUCUUCAAGUACGACAAUUUCAUCAACAAGUCCAUCUUCAAGUACGACAAUUUCAACAACAAGUCCAUCUACAAACACGGCAACUUCUACAACAAAACAGGUCAGUUGUAAUAGCCAGUCGUGUAAAUAUGGAGCUACAUGUGUCAAGCUGUACCAUGAUAUUUUCUGUCAGUGUCCUUACGGCUACUAUUAUUCAGAAGGUUGCCAGUUAGGGAAAAUAUUCCCAGGAGAAAUCAGUCUGGAAAAGCAGUAUGACCCUGCAAUGGCAAAUGAGCAAUCCAUAGAAUAUUUAGAAGUAUACACCAGUGUCACUAAAUUCUUUUCUGAAAAAAUGAAAGGUGAGGCAAGCUACAAGGAAACAAGCAUCACAAGCAUAAAGGAAGCACCAACAACACUGCAGAAGCUCAGUAGAGCAGCAGGGAAUAUUGCUGUUACAGUCAUCAAUAAGUUUGAAACAAACACAAGUUUAACCAUGGCUGAUGUGGUGGAUCUCAUAAAAAAUCAACCUUGCAGUGGUAUCAUCAUUUGCAAUUCCUUUACAGAUGUAUCACAAUGUGAUGCUUACAACUGUGAUGAAGACACAACUGUAUGCAAUGAAACAAGCAGUGAUUCUUUUCCAACCUGUGAUUGUAAACAAGGUCUCGCUAAGAAGACACUUGAGGCUAAAACCUGUUCAAUAUGUGACACCACAGAGUGUUCCCCAGAGAAACACAAGCGUUGUUCCAUUACUGCCAAACAAGUUCCGGUGUGCCAAUGUAUGGCUGGUUAUCGAGAACAGGGUGGCGUUUGCAAGGCGUGUGAUUUUGGCUACUCUGGAGAAAAAUGUGAAGAGUAUUACCUGGCAGUCCUUGUAGGAGUGGCUGCUGCGUGUGGAGUUAUUAUUGUGGUCUUAACUGGAGUCCUCAUCUACAGAUGCCACAGAGAAAGCGGAGAGCCAAAACCUGACAGAAAGAGUUUGAUAGGCAAUGAAUAUUCAACCACAGGGAAGGUUUCAGAAGGCAACUCUGCCACAACUUCUGCUGGAAGUGAGAGACUCUUUCCCAGAAUCCAACUUAGAAGUCCUGAGCAGAUUAACAGAGCCGCCACAGCAGGAGUUUCAAACAGUUCUUACCUUCCUGAGCGAGACUAUGAUGAUGACAAAAAUCGCAUGUAUGAAAUGAGAGAGAGAAUGUAAAUCCAUCUGAAAAGUGAGACUGAGAAUGCUUGUGAGUUUCAACUCUGCCAAGGAACCAACACACCAUUUCUCAGCAGUUUCUCCAGUUUUUCUGUGACAUUGCUAUGUGGCUAUCAUGAUGCUUCACAUUGCUAACACAUCUUGCUAAUUAUCUUUUGAAAAUGGACCAGUGGGUUUGAUAGAACUUCAGCUUAUGCUUGCUGUCUUGUUUAAAUGAAUUGGGAACUGGGGGUGGGAGGGACAUACAGCUCCAGGUAUGAUAACUAUAAUGGCAUUUGGAUAUCUUCUGCCAUAUUGGGCAUCCAGGACACCACAGAAGAAGAGAAGGCCAAAAGAAAACCCAAUAAUUUGUUUGCAGUGUUGUCUAAUAACAGGUUUUGCACUUUGACUGUAACAUGAUUUAUUAUUCUGUUAAAGCAGUUUUCUGUUUGCCUUUAUUUUGUGCUUGUUUUUAAAUACAGAUUUUCAUUCUAUAAAAGUGACUUUCAAUAUAA
Messenger RNA from Anolis carolinensis (green anole), 3237 nucleotides. It is a transcript of the gene muc13, whose product is annotated as mucin 13, cell surface associated. The coding region runs from base 1184 to 2743 and encodes 519 amino acids. The transcript has 27 exons. The record is from RefSeq and is a predicted model, not a curated record. NCBI's taxonomy places the organism in Eukaryota, Metazoa, Chordata, Lepidosauria, Squamata, Anolidae. Gene Ontology annotation, biological process: heart development.